AAUCAUCAACUAUAAGUACUUGAAUAAAUAAUUAAGUAGUUGAAAUGCUUCUUUUUUUAUGCAUUUCGAUGCUAAAAAAUAUCGAAUAAUCGUCAUAGUGCAAUUUGCCCCUGAUUCUACGCACUUUCCACAGUCUAUACACUUUCCCUUUCGAAAAUGACGUUUCAACUUGCUUGCUACAUGUUUCAUAUGUUUAUCAGUGUUCUUUUAUGUUUCCAUCAGUUGCUUUGUUUGUCUUACUGAUAUCUGUUUGAAAAAAAUAACACUCUCCACCCAUUUUAAGUAAUGUCUGCUGAAUCUCUACGAAAAAAGUCUUACGAAAAAUGUGUUGGAAAAGUUAUUCUGCCUCAAAUUGUUGAAGAUAAAUCAUUAAUCGAUAGCUUCACUGGUUUCAUUCAAGAUGUCGUACCUCAAGCGUACGGAUGCUCGCCACCGUCGGAGAGUAAAGAAAAAAUACUAUGGGCAAGGUUCGAAUAUUGUGACGUAAAUGAUCCGAUUUUCCAUUCCGAAGCUAUCGAACCUGUAUCAGCUGGAUUACCUAUUUUACUCGUUCUCGGGUAUAGUUUCGGUUGUCAAAUUUGGAGUAUAACGGCAAACGGCGAAGCAACUGAAUUACUAUCUUGGUUUCAUGGAACAACAAGAUUUGUAAAAUUAAUUCCAUCUCCUGCGACUGAUCAAACCAAACAAGACCCGUUUGCUCAUCGAAGACCUUUGGCAGCAGUUUGUGAAAGUGUUUCACCAACCGUACAGCAAUUCUGUACUAUUAAUUUUUUGUCGCUUAGAGGAGGCGAUGUUGUAAAAAGCAUUAAAUUUAAAAGCCCUAUAUUGGAUGUAACGGUUAAUAGGAUCUCCAUCAUUGUCUCAUUUAUCGAAAAGAUCGCCAUAUUUAAUGCAUUAACGAUAGAAAAUUCUCAUACCAUUACCACUUGCUAUGCUACUCCUGGGUAUAAUUUGAACCCUAUCGCUCUCGGGCCUAGAUGGCUAGCGUACUCAGAGCAGAGACUAAUAUCAUGGAUAAAGUCGUCCGGCGGAUGCGAAUCGGAAAGUGCCCCGUCGUAUACAGCCACUGUUUUGAAUGCUGCAAAAACCCUUAGCCAGGGUUUGAAAGAUUUAAGCGGAUCUGUCGCCAGUAGUCUGUCUGGUACUUUAUCUACGUCUCCUGUCAAUUCAUAUAUGCAUAUGGCUGCAGGAUUCCACAGAAGUGAUUCCAGUAACAGUAUCGGCAGUUCUAGUUCGGCUGAAUAUACCCAACCUGGCAUUGUUACCAUUGUUGAUAUUCAGGCUAAAUUAUCCGAUGACGAAUCAGAAAGGAAAGAAGGUAUAAUAGCUCACUUCGUAGCCCAUCCAGAGCCGAUUGUAUCCCUUUGUUUCGAUCCUUCCGGAGUACUUCUGUUGACUGCCGACAAAAAAGGCCACCGUUUUCACGUGUUCAGAAUUCAACCGCAUCUACUCGGCUCAUCGUAUACGUCGGUGCAUCAUCUAUACGUAUUAUAUCGAGGUGAUACGUCAGCUCGAGUUCAAGACAUGACAUUCUCGGUUGAUUCACGCUGGGUGGCGGUUAGUUCGUUACGAGGCACAACUCACGUUUUCCCGGUUACUCCUUACGGAGGCCCGAUCGGAUUACGUACUCAUUCCACACCUCAUGUUGUCAAUAAACUAUCAAGAUUUCAUCGCAGCGCUGGAAUCAUAACAGAUGGCCGGAAUAGCCCUGUACCACACGAAGUGCUACCAUUGUCUUCAUCCCCUACAUCGAUGUCGUUCCCUAAUCCGUGUUUACCGCCCUUCCCUCACCCUACCGUUGUAACAGCGUUGGCCCAGAUACGAAGCCAGUCGACGUUACUCCCGCAAACCAGACACUCGUCGCCGCAAAAUCAAGAAGAAUGUUUACCUUCGUUAAAAGUAGUCGCCUCGUUCGCACCUCCGCGACUAUUGGAUGGUUUAUUAACUGGACAGAUUGGUGCUUCGUAUAGGAAAUCAAAAAAUGCAGCUGAUUCGCUGUUCAUAAUGUCUAGUCAGGGCAUCUUAACGCAGUAUGAUUUAGAACCACUGCCCGCUUCAGGAAUUCCCAAAGAUAAAUUAUGUGACGAAAGCCCUAUAGAAUUGAAGGUCGAGGCUAAAGUUCAGUGGUAUUUAUUGCAAACGCCUCCUUUAUCUACGAGUUUGGCACCCAUAGAGCCUCCGUUAAGCUGCGGUAACCCUUUAUUAUCAACUUACGCGAGUAUGAAACAAGAGAUAUCUAAUUAUGCUGCGGACGAAAAAUCAUUUACAAUCGACGACGACGAUAAAUGGUUAUCGCAGGUUGAAAUCGUUACCCAUAUUGGACCGCACAGACGUAUCUGGAUGGGACCUCAGUUUACUUUUAAACCAAUCUUGAAAAAUGGAUCUGGUGAUUUGGAAACAUCUGAAAAUAACGUCGCCUACACGGCUAAAUCGAAUCCAGUGAAUAUGCCGGCCAAUUAUUCCAAGAAUCAAGCAAUCCCUCUCGUUCCUUUGUACAUAGAAAGCGGUUCAAGCAGUAGCCUUGAACAGUCACCUAAGCUAUUAGAAACAUAUGGAGGAGAUUCUGAUUCAUCUCUUGGCACCGAAGAGCUAAAGAUUCAAGAAGAUAUCGCCGACGCUAUGCUUGAGUCGCCGAUCAGCGCGGCUUUGAAAUCUGGUAUGAAAUGAGGCUCUGCGUUUUGUGAUAGUUAUAUCUGCAGAAUAAGGGACAUUUUGCGGAAUUGAGUGAUUCCGAAAACGUCGAAGAAGCUCAAGAAAAACAAGCUUCAAGAAAGAAUCGUCGAGCCAAAAAGAAACGAAGAUAAACGCUCAAAUUGAAAAUGAGGUCCCGCCUUUGGAAAAGUAUCAUAUGUGUAACGUUAAUGAUUGAAAAAGAAAAGAAAAGAAAAGGAAAAAAAAUAUAAAAAAUUUAAAAGUCCUUCAAUCGGUUUAUAGCAAGCUUUAAAAACGUAAUACUGCCAUUGAAGAAAAAAAAAUUCCUAGUACAAGACACGCAUAAUUAUAGAAGAAAAAAAAAUUGAUAUCGCUAAAUGCUAUUUUUCAUAAAUCAUGUAGAUCGUAAUGAUUCAUCUAUUAUGUGUAAUCUAUCGUUGUUAUUUAAUUGUUCCAACACUCUUAUUGUCGAAUAUACUUCCAAUUUUUGAUCUUAUAAAUUGUAAUUUAAACAAUAAAUUAAGCAUUGCAACCCAAA
This is a messenger RNA of Planococcus citri (citrus mealybug), 3190 nucleotides long. RefSeq names its product rudhira (gene rudhira). Gene Ontology annotation, biological process: response to starvation; autophagy. Gene Ontology annotation, cellular component: cytoplasm. The transcript is spliced from 14 exons. Bases 286 to 2667 code for a protein of 793 amino acids. Gene Ontology annotation, molecular function: protein binding. Lineage: Eukaryota; Metazoa; Arthropoda; Insecta; Hemiptera; Pseudococcidae. The record is from RefSeq and is a predicted model, not a curated record.